AUGGAAUUGUUAUACUCAAAUGUUUGCGUUGGUAAUGUUUGCGUUGGUAGUGUUUGCGUUGGUAGUGUUUGCGUUGGUAGUGUUUGCGUUGGUAAUGUUUGCGUUGGUGAUGAUGUUUGUUUUGGUAAUGCCUGUUUUGGUAAUGUCUGUUUUGGUAAUGUUUGCGUUGGUAAU
Molecule: messenger RNA, 174 nt
Organism: Dentiscutata heterogama
Lineage: Eukaryota; Fungi; Glomeromycota; Glomeromycetes; Diversisporales; Gigasporaceae
Source: the annotation of a GenBank genome assembly